Messenger RNA from Triticum aestivum (bread wheat), 594 nucleotides. RefSeq lists its product as uncharacterized. The record is from RefSeq and is a predicted model, not a curated record. The transcript has a single exon. The coding region runs from base 1 to 594 and encodes 197 amino acids. Gene Ontology annotation, cellular component: plasma membrane; plasmodesma. Lineage: Eukaryota; Viridiplantae; Streptophyta; Magnoliopsida; Poales; Poaceae. Gene Ontology annotation, biological process: defense response to other organism.
AUGGUGCUUGGGAAGGCAUUAGCAUGGUGCGGCGGCAUCGUCUUGAGUGCGUGCAUCAUCGUCGGCGUGGUCUUGAUCGCCGCUUACAGCUACGCCAUUCAGCCCUCCAUCACAAUCGAGGACGCCUCGCUGACCAGGUUUGCCCUGGCUACCUCCCCGUCGACGGCACUCGGGUACAACAUCUCCCUGAGCCUCGCCGUCCGCAACAAGAACUGGGCCACGACCAUGAAAAACACAGAGCCGCUGGAGGCUGCGUACAAGUUCGACGGCCAGCAGUUCGACCGCGUGCAGGUCACCGACAAGGGCGACAAGCACACCGCCAAGAAGACCAGGGUGUACCGCCUCGUCACCAGCUCCGACGGCGGCUAUGUGGCGCUAGGCAACGCUGGCGUCGCCGAAUACAAGAAUCAGAACGCAACGGGGGUGUUCGAGCUGGAGGUGAUGGUGACCGGCGAGGUGCGCUACACGUGGCAGUUCAAGAAGAACAAGAUAGAGGCCACCUGCAAGCUCAAGCUGCAGCUCGACUCGCCGGGGACGGCGGUGUUAAGGUUCGAGAAGGUGAAAUGUAAGCUCGCCAAGCAGGAGAAGAAAUAG